This is a messenger RNA of Penicilliopsis zonata CBS 506.65, 1783 nucleotides long. RefSeq lists its product as hypothetical. Gene Ontology annotation, cellular component: membrane. The transcript has 6 exons. The record is from RefSeq and is a predicted model, not a curated record. Gene Ontology annotation, biological process: carbohydrate transport; transmembrane transport. The coding region runs from base 20 to 1783 and encodes 587 amino acids. NCBI's taxonomy places the organism in Eukaryota, Fungi, Ascomycota, Eurotiomycetes, Eurotiales, Aspergillaceae. Gene Ontology annotation, molecular function: carbohydrate:proton symporter activity.
UAAUAGUUUAGCAGCUACCAUGGAGAACAAGGGGAAAGAAAUGGAGCACCGCGAGGUGGUGGUGAGCGGAGUUGACCAGGAAGAAACGGUGGUACAUCACGAUGCAGCGAACGACGACAAACGCUUCCUCGCUGCUGCAGAUGCGACCUUGCGCGAAGCAGAGAGUACUUGGACGGUUCUUAAGCGGAAUCCACGCAUGGUGGCGGUCAUGUUGGCAGUUUUGUUGAACGGUAUCAUUGUCGGUAUCGAGAAUAAUAUGGCGGGAAAUAUGAUGGGAAUCCAGGCUUUCUGUCGGCAGUUUGGUCACUGGAGUGCUGCUGAUGGGGAAUAUGUCAUUCCCCCUCAUAUCAUUUCAUUGUGGAGCGCAUGUUCUUCUCCAUUCCAGUUGAUCGGGAUGGUGGCUAGCGGAUACGUCGGGGACAUCGUCGGCCGACGACCAGUGUUAUACUCGAUCAUUUUGAUUUCGAUCUGCGGAGCGCUGAUCGAGUCCUUUGUGACGACAUGGCAGGGAUGGCUCGGGGCAAAGAUCGUGAUGCUGCUCGCGACGGGCCUGAUGCAGGCGGGCGUGGGGACGUACAUCUCGGAGGUGGCACCGCGAGAGCUGCGCGGUGUGAUGCUCUCGACGUUCAACAUGUUCAUGAACAUGGGCAAUCUGUUUGCCGUGCUCAUCUCGUACGGGGCAGAGACCACCUGGUCGGACGUGAUGGACGACAAGGGGUUCCGCGUCUCGCUGUACGUCUGUGUUGCCCUCCCCGUUGUCAUCUGCCUGGCCGAGCUGGUGUUCCUGGUGGAAUCGCCUAGCUGGCUGGUCAUGCACGAUCGCCAUGACCAGGCCCGGAGCAGUCUGAAAUGGCUCUAUCCCAAGGCCAGCGAGGAGCAGUUGGGCCUGUUCAUUUCUGAAAUCGAAUAUACCCUCGCCAAGGAGAAAGAGCUGGCUGUGGAGGCCAAAAACACUUCGUUCCUGGAUUGCUUCAAGAAAACCGACGCCCGCCGCAGCUUCUGCGCCAUCUUCCCUGCCCUCUCACAGCCGUUGUGUGGGAAUAUGCUCUGUGGACCGUACGUCACGUACUUCCUCGCCAUGGUGGGCUUCACCAACAGUCUGCAAGUGACAGCCAUCAUUUUGUGUAUGCCUCCCUUCUUUCUUGAAAAUUCUCCAAGAUCUAGUCCAGCUGACGUGAAAGCUAUCGGCUUCGCGUGUAAUAUCGUGGUGUACUUCAUCAUCGACAACAAACGCGUCGGCCGCUGGGCCAUCCUCUUCUGGGGCCUGGUGCUCAUGUUCAUCGGCGACAUGGGCAUCGGGAUCGUGGGGUCGGUCAAGCCGGACGUGAAAACCAGCAACGCAGCCAGCGGGCUCGUCAUCUUCUUCACCAGCGUACUGGUCUGCGGAUCGGUCAGUGGUCCUGGUGCCGUGGGUUGGACGUACACGGGGGAGUCUGGGAGCAUCCGGCUGCGGGCAAAGACCAACACGCUGGGAAAUCUGGGCAACGCGGCGGUUUCGUGGGUGUUUGCCUCGACGAUUUCGUAUAUCGUGACAGAUAUCGGCUUGAACUCUGGAUACCUCUUUGCUGGCUUCGCAGCCGUCAGCGUGGUCAUCACAUACCUAUUUAUCCCCGACUUCACCGGCCGCAGUUUCGCCCAGGUGGACGAGCUGUUUUCGCGGCGAAUCCCGGCGAGGAAGUUCUCCAGCACGGAGGAGGAGGAGGAGGAGGAGGAGGAGGAGAACUCUAAGUCUAUAUACCAUUUACACUCCAGGAGGACUACUACAUAUACUACCAUUAAGUAA